Messenger RNA from Oreochromis aureus, 838 nucleotides. RefSeq lists its product as uncharacterized. The record is from RefSeq and is a predicted model, not a curated record. NCBI's taxonomy places the organism in Eukaryota, Metazoa, Chordata, Actinopteri, Cichliformes, Cichlidae. Bases 32 to 838 code for a protein of 268 amino acids. The transcript has 4 exons.
GAUACAAUCGCUCUGAUGAAACAUUCAGCUGAUGAAGACAGUCAAGAAGAAGAUGAAGUUGACAUUUGUUUAUCGACACAGCAUGGUCCUUGACCUCCUGCUGUCAAGCAACAUACUGUCUGUUUUUCCACGUUUCAAAGAUAUCAAAGGCUUGAUCGAACAGGAUUUUGUACUGAUGUUUGGUGAGGAUGUAUCAGGCAGGUUGCUGGAGAGGUGGCCAACAACAUUCAAAAGAAAGAUUAUCCAACAAGGCAGAAAGCUUCCUUCUACCAGUGACCUGAAAGAACUCUUGCUGGCAGCUGACUCACCUGAGGAUGCCACUGAAGUUAGUGCUGACAUUGGCUGGGACAGUGGGACAGGUGGGACAAUAGCAAUUCUAUUGCUAUUACAUCUGAUUCCACCAUCUGGUCAGGGUCGGAAGAGACCAGGAAAGGUGUCAGCUUCUCAAGCAGAAAGGCAUCUUGUGGUCUUCAAGAAGACUGGAACAAAUAUCCAAGAGCACCUUGAUGCCAUCACUACCAGCACUCAACCCUACCUCCUGGCUGUUGGGGUGAAAAAGAAUGACAUCCACUGGUUCUUCAUUAUUCUUGACAAGAAUGCCAUGCCAUGCAAGUCUACCUCUUCACUUGGUUCUUUUGAUGAACUGUUUAAAGCACAUUUUGUGUUUGGCACAUCUUACAACACUAUGCUUCACAACAUGUACACGUUCAUCCAAACCACAGGUUUUAGAAAACAUUUAAAUACCAAACACCUUAACUAUUUUGACCAACAGGCUGACACUGAUGUUAAUCUACAGCCUGAUGUGGCAGUUAAAGAAGUUAGCACUACAGGGAGGUGA